AUGGAUGGCUCAUUUGGAGUAAGAAAGGGUGCAUGGACUGUAGAAGAAGAUAAUCUCCUAAGGAGGACCAUUGAAAGAUAUGGUGAAGGAAGAUGGCAUCAAGUCCCUCAAAGAGCAGGUUUGAAUAGAUGCAGGAAAAGCUGCAGAUUGAGGUGGUUGAACUACCUGAAGCCAAAUAUCAAGAGAGGAGAGUUGUCGGCCGAUGAGAUUGAUCUCAUUAUGAGACUUCAUGGGCUUCUUGGUAACAGGUGGUCGCUAAUUGCAGGGAGACUCCCCGGAAGAACAGCGAACCAUAUCAAGAACUACUGGAAUACCAACCUGCGCAAGAAACUUUGCGAGGAGCAGACAAUACCAAAACCAAAGGUGCAGCAUCCUAAUAGUAAUAUUAUUGAAUCGAAAACUACAAUCAUAAGACCUCGCCCUCGAACUUUCUCCAAAAAGUCAUCGUCAUCUCUCUUGAUCAGCAAGACCACGACAGCUGACAACAAUCUGAACGUUCCAAAAAGUAUUGGACACAAUUAUGUAUGUGGGUCAUCCAGUGGUAGAGCUGUAGAGGCAGAAGCAUUAGUGGUGAUGCAUGAACCAAACACUAAUAACAACUUGUUGUUUGAUAACGAUGAUGCCGAGAAAGACAGGAGAAGCACUUUACUAAACAGUGAGUUUCCUUUCACAGAAUUAUGCGUUGAAAAGUCAACGAUGGAGUUGGGUGACAAUUUCAUGAGUGAUUUCUCUUUCGAUGUGGAUUUCUGGAAUCUUUUUGGGACUGACCAAGCUGGUCCCGAAUCAAUCAUGUGA
Messenger RNA from Tripterygium wilfordii, 795 nucleotides. RefSeq names its product transcription factor MYB1-like. The record is from RefSeq and is a predicted model, not a curated record. Bases 1 to 795 code for a protein of 264 amino acids. The transcript has 3 exons. Lineage: Eukaryota; Viridiplantae; Streptophyta; Magnoliopsida; Celastrales; Celastraceae.